AUGCAGUCAGGAGACUAUGGCAACGGCCCUCCAUAUCCGAUAGAAGGUGUCCCGCCGCCACCAUGGAGACGCCAAGGGCUGGAGGGCACAGAUAACGUCACAGUGCAGACUGAUCACUCAGUGACCUGGAGCAACGAUGAGCAACGGAGUUCAGUGCAAGUUUUCUGUGGGACAGAAGCAGGUGGCUGGUCUGCCAUUUUGGCUCAAGCUGACCAGAUGCAAUCGAUUGGGGCCCUUCGCCAGCACUACAAUUUGCCGGACAACGUGUGGAACGCGUUCGUGCAGAUUGCGGGGGACCCGAUGGACGAUAUGCGACUUUUGGCUGUCCUACCUCCAAGCAUUGUUUCGGCAGCGCUGGAGCGCAGUCAGUUGCCGGACGGGAGCUAUUUGAGCGCAGUGCAGGCCUCCCAUGUGGGAUUAGUCUACAAUUUAUCCAGGCGCAUACAACACACCCGAAGCGGUGGGGAUUGGGAUGCUUGGGUAGAAUCAUCCCCAUUUGGAGAUCAACGCAUCACGGUGGAGCCUGCGGUGACGAAGGACGCGUCAGACAGCAACGAAAGGAAAAUGAAAAUGACACAGAUCUUGGACCAGAUGGACGAUGGGGACUUUACGGUGCAGACGGAGGAGAUGAGAGCCAAGUGGUACCAAAGGUACGUCCAAGUGGUGGGGGGCUAUCCGCCGGAAGAGGAGGACCCGACGUUGGAACAAUUGUCGGCGUUGCAGAAACGCAUCGAGAAGCAGGACACAGCCCCAUUCGUGGACUUCGCGAUCUAUGUCCCAUUUGGUCAAAGGGCAUUAAAAGCAUCGAAGUUCCGCACAUUCGUCCUUACAUCCAGCGGGUACGUGACGAAGGAACUACCAGGUCCAGCAAACUUCAACCAGUGGCGAACGUGCUACAGACUUUUGAAAACGUCUCUGUUGAUGCUGGACGCAGUGGGCUUAGCAGCACUACAAGCCUACGAAGCCACAAUCGAAAGAUUGGCAAGAUCACAUGGCAUGCCCCGCACUCCAGCGGAACAACUCGCCUCAGGGCACAUGCAGGGAGGUCUCAGCGCCAUCACACCUGUCGUGGAGUCCUACAACAACAACACGAAGGCACAGGGCUCAACAGAGCCAUCAAGGAGGAGAAAACGCAAGUGGAGGAACGAUCAAGGAUCAGUGAAAGUUUGUGGAGAAGGUCAACAACACGAAGGCACAGGUGCAAAAUCUGAGAAGCCCGAGCCCAAGCCAGAAGCGGAGUCCUCAGCAGAGUACACCUACACCUACGAGACAGACGAAGGUGAAGCUGAAGACGGUGACGAAGGCCAGGAGGAUCCUGAUGAAAAGGACCCAUUGAUGUCACAGACAUUGGAAGAAUAUUAUCAGAAGAGGGUCUUCAUCUUCAUCCAUCACUUCGCGGGCCCUGCAGACCCACUCACAACAGCCAUGAGGAACGAAUCCCUCAAGCAGGGCAUCAGGCUCAAAGCCUACAGCGUAGAGAAGGAAAGCGGCACUGGAGAUCUCCUAGCCGAUGAACCGUACAAUACCCACUUGAGGUGGGCGAAGCGGGGCUAUGUCGAUGCAUUUCAUGCAGGAUUUCCAUGUUCUACAUUUUCCCGUUUGAGGUUCCGGCGAAGGGAAGGUUUACCGGGGCCAGUUCGGACGAAGUUCGAGCCUUAUGGACGGCUCACCAACAAUCCUGCUGCCCAAGCUGAGUGCGACCGGGGCACCGUCAUGGCAUGCAGAGCCAUAGACAUGGCCACAGCAGUGGGGGAAUCAAAACGAGUGUCAAGCGUGGGUGCAAUAGCAACUCUUGAAAACCCCCCGCCAUCAAAUGAGCCUGAACACCUGUCAGCUUGGGAGUUGCCGGAGAUGGAGAAGUUCAGAAGAGUCAGACCGAGCCAGGGAGUGAUCUUCAACACCUGCCGGUAUGAAGAAGAUCUUGAACUUGGAAAACGCCACUUCAAGCCUCAGCAGUUCGAAGGCACGUUGAGGGGCAUGCAAUGCCUGUCACUCGAAUGCACUUGCGGGGAACCGGGCAACCAUGAUUCGAUCACGGGCCCUGCAAAAUCCAAAGCCUCGGCGACAUACCCCAAGGCCUUGUGUGAAGCUUACGCAAGACUUGCUGUGGAACAUUUGAAAUUGAUGGGCAAGGAGGAGUUCUUAAGAUCCCGUAUGGCAUCGCUGCAGAACACCAUCGACGUGGCGAAGGCUCGGAUUGUGAAAAGGGAUGAACCAUUUGGCCCCGACGCGCACGUCCAAGACGAGAAGAAGACGAAGGCGAAAGAAGCCAGAUCGAGGUCUAGGAGAAGAGUCCAUUAUCCUUCCCUUAGCCCUCCUACAAGACGUGAAUACAAAGCAGCAACGAUGCAUGAGAGGCCCAAAAGCCAAGCAAGGCCACCUCUCAAAAGAAGGAAAAGGAACAUGACUCCUCCCGAGGUCAAACUCAAGCCAGCCAAGGACGCGCUGAACACCCCCGAAGCGUAUUGGCAAGGUGGAGAAGGAAAACACGAAGCGCUCAGGCCAAGCACCUCGAAAGAAGCGGAUCCUUCUCUGCUGGAAUUCGUGGGAGGCAUGAAGGACCCAUACAAGGUAGUCUUGCCCAGGGCCACGCUACUGUCUCUGGGACUGCGAAUCAGGGCGGCAUGGGAAACGCUGGAGAGGAGGCACAAAGAUGCACAUGAAGUUUCAGAGAAAUACGGAACGCCUGACUGCGAGAUGAAAGACCACCUUGUGAGGGAGUGGAAAGCAGCUCUACGCAAAGUGCUAGGAGCUCAAGCGCCGCCUGCAGUCAAGAUCAAACCAAGGUGGAAGUAUGUGUCGCCCCUGGACCCAGAACUGCUGGAAGCCUGGGUCCCGAAAGGAGCUGAUCCAGACGAUGCUGUGCCGAAUUGGGUGAGAAACGGGGCCCCUCUGGGCAUAGAAAUGCCCAUACCGGUCAAGGGCAUAUUCCCGAAGAAUGUUGAAGGCUCGAACUUGGACUACCACGGCAACCAUGAGUUGGAGGACGCCGAAGCCCAGAUGAGCCACGGAGAAAUACUCAAUUACACCUCCGUCCUGGAAAACUUGGAAGACGCCCGCAUCGAGCUGAACCGGUACAAAGCAGAAGGCUUCAUGGUUGACGUCGACAAGGAGACGGUGCAGAAGGAAAUGUCUCACGGGACCAUCAGCCGUUUGGGCCUUAUUGUGAAGCAGAAGCCCGAGGGAGUCAAAAGGCGCAUCAUUUUGGAUUUGCGCCGGUCUGGGGGCAAUCGCAAAGCAGUGCUACCAGAGAAGUUGGUGUUACCGAGACCACGUGAUGCAGUUGCCAUGAUGAGGGAUGUGUACAACCAACGCAGAGGAUGCGGAAGCGAUGAAGGCUACACACGUGAGCUGGUAGUGGUGGACAUCUCGGACGCCUUCUGUCCUUGGCAGUUCACGAAGCUGAACUGCAACAAAGCCCAGCACCAGACAUAUUUGGACGACGGUUUGUGGAUCCUUCAAGGGACGCUGAAGGAGAGAAACAGCAUACUGGCAAUGGUCAUCACGACACUCUUCGCCUUGGGCCUGAAGGUUUCCCUGAAGAAAGGCCUGAGAUCAUCUCGAGUGCAAUGGGUGGGCGUCAGAUUCACACUCAACGAGGACGCCAUCAUCUUGGGUCUGCCUGACAAACUCAUGUCGGACCUGCUGCAAGUCCUCAAAUCUUGGGCAAAUGCUGGCAUGGCGCCGAUAAAGGAGUUGAGACAGGUCGCAGGCCGCACCUCCUGGGUUUCAGGGAUUUUGCCACGUACGCGAUGGGUGGUCGCCGUAUUUUACAGAGUGUUGCACGAGAGGCUGAACGACAUAGCAUCAGGCAAAGAAGAAGAACGUCGCCAGCAUCGCAGGGAUGACAGAGCCAAAGGAGGCCUCUUCGUGGUCAAGCAAUUGGAACAACCGCGAGUGUGGCUGAUCAAAUACUUGGAGGUGGCGAUGACAAAACCCACGAGGCGCCUCAAGCUUGACACCAUGAAGUACCCGAAGGCCACAAUCGUCACAGACGCGUCGCCUUUGGGUGCGGGCGCAAUUUUGCUUAUCAACAACCGCAUCACGAAGGCAUACACCACCAAAGUGACGCACAGAGAUGCCAGGCUCCUAGGAUUCGAAGACAGCUGGGAACAGGCAGCCUCUCAAGGGAUUGCAGAGACGUUAUCGGUGUUGCUGGCCCUCAAACAUUGGGCGAAAGAACUGCAGUCCUGCCACGUGGAGCUUCAAGUGCAAAGCGACAGCUUGGUGGCCUUGGCUACAGCGAAGCGUCUGUCGAGCUCUACAUCGACGCUGAACUUUCUUGGCGCCGAGAUAGCCCUGGUAUGCGAAGAGAUCGGCAUUGAAGGUCUCAGGACGUCCCACAUUCCAGGGUCGGCCAAUACGUCGGCGGACUGGCUCAGCAGGCCAGACAAGAUUGCGAAGGAUGAAAUGCCAGUGGAACUCAAGGGAAUCCCCAUACACAAUGAGUUGCAAGUUCGGGGACCUGAGUUUUACCACUUGGCACCGCCGCAGUUGGCCCCGGAUUUGUGGCAUUGUCCCUUACGUGCCUGCUGGGCCACCAGCACUCUCUGCUGUGCCAUGGUAUCCUUCGACAUGGGGCUACGUGGCACUGCUCACCCUUCUGCUGGCGAGCUGGGGCAUAGUAGCUUGGUGCCUUUGCUGUUCCGCAACCGAGACAGCACCCAAACAGCAGCACCUCAAGCAGAAGGGUGCCUCUUCCGCUUACUCCGGGACCCUCCCAAUGUCGCGGUACCCCAAGGAAGGCGUGUCUUUGGCGACGUUUAUCACAAGGAGGGAUCAAGUGUGGAGAGAUCAUCAUCUGAGGGGAGGCGACUGCUGGCUAGUGCUGGAUUAGCCGACAACACCUCAGUCGAUGGACCCAAUGACCCCUUUGACAAAGAGGAAUCACUCACGUCAACAGAGCUCUAUGGCACGAAGGAUAGGUGGGACAUCACCUCUCCCAAAUCUCAGUCCGGGAAGAGUGAAGGUAGCCCCGAAUCGAUGAACAAGUUCCCGCCAGAUCCUCCCUCGAGCGUUCCAGAAGGCGCACAACACAAAGGGCCUUGGUGGAGGGAAUUGUUAGCUUCACCUGUGAAGAAACUACGCCUAGCCGAACUGGGGCGCAACUUCAGAGCACUAGCUAUGCCCUCUUAUGAACUGCCGCCUGUGGAAACGCCUACAACAGGCAUUUUGCCUUUCGACAUGCACACGAAGGUUACGGAUCAGUCUCAGGGGUCUAUCAAACCUAAGAGCACGUUGGCCAAAGUUAGGAAAGACCUUCCAAAGAGGUCAUCUGGUGCGAAGCUACCCAAGCCCAACAGAAGGUCGGCGGUGAAGCUCGCAAAAGCGAAAUGCGCCCUGGCUGGCAUUGUAGCAAGGGUGGAGAGGGACUUUUGUGCAAACUCCUCAAGAGCAGCACGUGCGUCAAAGCGCAACACCAUCAAACAAAUACUUCGUGCAGGUAACGAGGGUCUCCCGUUGACACCAUUUUCACUAAAACUGCUUGCUGGCACUCUACGCGAAUCGGGCUACAAAUCGGCGCACUCCUAUCUCAUCGAAGCCAAGCUCGAACAUGUGGAGGCCGGACAUCACUGGACGAGUCUGUUGGAUCGUCAUUUCAAGCUUUGCAUGGCAGCCGCCAAACGAGGAACAGGACCUCGAAAGAAAGCAGCAGAAGUACCCGAAGGAACAUGGACCGACCAUUCGUUGCUGGAGGACCCUUCCGUGGCCGGCCUGAAGGUUCUGCAUUCAGCAUUGCUGUUCGCUUGCGGCGUUCAUUGGAUGAUGCGGGAGAUUGAACUCUCGAACUUGCGCACGGAGGACAUCAGAUUCGACUGUGCAAAUCGAAUGGUCACCAUCCUUUGGAGAGAAUCCAAGAAGGAUACCGAAGGCAUCGGCAUCUCACGCACACUUCAGUGCUUGUGUGAGAAUGGCUGCGACCUGAAGUGCCCCUACGCAGUGUUGGAGACAUUAGUGAACCACGCGACACUGAGGGGUACUCCGAUGGGGGCCAUCGCGAUGGGCAAGAAGGGGCGCCUGGCCACCAAAGCCGACAUCGUCCACGAUUGGAGGAAACUCUACGGCAAGGACGUCACAGGCCACUCAACUCGAAGAAGCGGUGCCUUGCAAUACAUCAGGAAAGGAUGGGCGGUGUCACAAGUAGGAUACCUGGGCCGUUGGAAGAGCAACAUCAUAAUGGAGUACGCACAGGAAGCACUGGAAUCCAUGGCGGUGAACAACACACAAUGUUUCGGUGUCAGCGGAGCCCAACUACAGAUGGCCCAACAGCUGAUCAAAGGAAACGCUCAGUGCAACGACAACCAACAGCUCUUGGUGACGAAGGCAGAUGCCGUAGUAGUGCAGAAGCUGAAAGAGGAAUUGGAAACAUUCAAGGGACACACCUUGGGGUCACAUGUAGCGUUGGAAAACGCAAUCAAGGAUGUCGAAGACCAAGUGACUCAGUCUUCGAAAUAUUUACCCAAGAUGGUCAAGUCGGUGAGACAACAGGUGAUACAUGCGAAUGCAGUCACGCUGGUGUACGCACCACCUAUCACCUGGAGGACAAAGUGCAGUUGGUAUUACCACGCUUCGAACUAUGAGUUCACCGACGGAGAUGUGUCGAAGGUUAUUGGCAAAGGCAGCUUGUCCGAAUUGAGGAGCUUUGUCAGUGAACAAAUGUACACAGCAUGGCGUAAGAGCGUCGAGGUGAUUCGAUGCUUUGAUGGGAAAGGCAUUGAGAGGCCAUGCGGACCUCUUUAUCGUGAGGAUGUCAAUGCAGAGAAGGAUGCAGACGAGAACUUGCUUUCUGGCCUAGGAUAUGUCGGAGUCUUAACGAUAUGCUUUGCCUUUUCUGACACAAUCGAUGAGGGAGUUGAUUUGUAUUUGUUGUGCUCAUUACGUGUAAGUUGUUGUGCUCAUUCUGCAUAA
Cladocopium goreaui is the source of this 6909-nucleotide messenger RNA. Lineage: Eukaryota; Dinophyceae; Suessiales; Symbiodiniaceae. The record is from the annotation of a GenBank genome assembly.